Oncorhynchus mykiss (rainbow trout) is the source of this 712-nucleotide messenger RNA. The record is from RefSeq and is a predicted model, not a curated record. NCBI's taxonomy places the organism in Eukaryota, Metazoa, Chordata, Actinopteri, Salmoniformes, Salmonidae.
AUGGCUGGAGCAGAAUUGGAGGAUGGUAUCAAAUACAUCCAUGGCUUCAAUGUGUUUGAUGCCAUUCCCCCCCCCCCCCCCCCCCACCGCAGCAGCACCAGCAGCAACAGACACUUUUCCUCAGUGCUCGAGGACUUGCCCUCCUGGGCCUUCUUCCCAACACAGCCCACCAUCCAGGAAGAGUCGUCCAGCGGACAGCGCAUCGUUGGGGGGAAUACAGGGAGCCCUGGGGAGAUCCCCUGGCAGGUGUCUCUGAUGAGCAAGCUGACCGGGCAGAACUUCUGUGACGGCUCCCUCCUCAGUGAUCUGUGGGUCAUUACUGCUGCCCACUGUCUGAGCGAGGGCAAGAUUGGAUCCUUCAUCAGAGUGGGGGAGCACAAAAUGCAGGUCAGAGAGGAGACGGAGCUGUUGCUGAGCAUCACGUGCACCCGUGAUACGACAAGCCUGUACAACCACGACAUAGCCCUGCUGAAGCUCCACACACCUGCAGUCCUCUCUAACUACAGCCUCCCCAUCUGCCUGGGGCCCAAGGCUGAGAUCCUGCUGAGAGAGGCCUCCAAAUGGGGCAGGAUGCACUUCCAGGACCCCGAAGCCUCUUUCUUUUUUUAAAAACCUUUUAUUGAACUAGGCAAGUCAGUACAGACCUUGUACAGUAGUAUCAUUCAACAUUUACUGGACUUCAUUACACAUAAAGGUUAAUAAAUAGUAAAGA